GCCAAGCCUACAGCUACAGCUGGCCGAGCAGAGUGGGAGUCACACAGUCUGACAAACCUUAGUAAUGUUUUGAACAGCAUAGAGAAUUUAUCUACUCUGGAAAUACGCUGUACAUAUGUUCUUUGAAUAAUACAGGCAUAGCAGAUCUGCAAACUAUAGGAAUUUGAUAAAGCGAUUGCUUAGGGCUCAUGAAGCCUUGUUUCAACUACAUUGUAUGAACAUAUGGAAAAUAUACCUUCUUAUAUAUCAGUUUUUAGGAUUUUAAUGUGGAGGACAUAGGACACUUCCAUACCAGGCAGGAGAUUUGUGCUCUUUAAUUCAAGGAUAAAUCAAACGCAAUAAAAUCAUGUCAUCUUCCGAUCUAAGAGACAAACUUGACGGGCUUGGAUCUACUGGAAAAAUGGCUGCAAUAUACCCUGAACCCCUAUCCAGACACAAUAGAUGUAUGGCACAGUUAUCGAGCAAUGUAAUAGAAUGCAAUCCACACAUGUAUAAGAGGACUGUUAAAAAGAAAAUGAACAGAAAUGGAAGAUUCCGAACUCAACCUGUAACAUUUAUGGAAAUAAAGGAAGUAGACGAGGAUAAAGGAGAAGAUUUAGGCUAUUCUGAUAUUUCUGAUGGUGAAAAAUCAAGGUCCGAGAUGGAUUUAAAAAGUAGAUUUGAAGACAUAUCAAGAAAUAUGCUGAAUAAAAGAAACAGCAUAGGAUCAAGAAAAAAACUGGAUAUCCUGGAGGCCCCAAGCGAAAUAGCUAUGUCCAAUGAUGAAUUUAAAGAGAAAGAGGCAGGAGAUUGCGUAGAAGAUGAUUUCAGUCUCAAGUUACAAGUGAAUUAUCCCCGUGGCUUUAAUUUCAAAUCUAGACCGUCUUUCUAAUUCAUUAAUAAACCUUUCCGCAACAAACUUUAACAUCAUGAACAUCUAUUAAAGCUAAAAAUCAUUUAGCUGUUAAAAAAUAAAUGUCGAAAAAUUGUA
This is a messenger RNA of Eurytemora carolleeae, 970 nucleotides long. RefSeq lists its product as uncharacterized. Lineage: Eukaryota; Metazoa; Arthropoda; Copepoda; Calanoida; Temoridae. The record is from RefSeq and is a predicted model, not a curated record. Bases 347 to 871 code for a protein of 174 amino acids. The transcript is spliced from 7 exons.